AUGUCUGCAUCCGAAAGCGUCACAAUUUAUCAGCACAUUCCCACCACAACAGAACACAACAUGUUUCCAGAAUUAUUUUUCUUCAAUGAACUUCAAAUGAAGGAUAAUUUCUUGACUUCAUUCACAAACAACCCCCAAAGUUUUUCAGCUGCAAUUUUCAUGAAUGGUGCGAGAAAAUACCCUCUGGAAUUGCACAACCAAAUAAUGUGGCAAUUUAUGUUUGCACUUCUAUUGUCGUAUGAUUAUUAA
Molecule: messenger RNA, 249 nt
Organism: Clunio marinus
Lineage: Eukaryota; Metazoa; Arthropoda; Insecta; Diptera; Chironomidae
Source: the annotation of a GenBank genome assembly